AUGACUACCACAGUCACGAACGGCGACGCGUCGCACGCGCCUAUUGAGGUUUCCUUCCCGUUACCUAAGGCUCCACGGACGGACAUCAACCUCCGGCUCCACGACAACGGUCCAAAUAUCACUCUCUUCCUGACCACGUCCACGCCUGAUUCAGCAUCUUCAGUGCCUCUAGGGUCUCUGGUAUAUGCAAUGCCAAAUAGAGUCACACCAAGCCAGCCUCUUAGCACACCUCUCUUCACUCAUAGCGCAACGCUCGACUUCACGACGCGGCUAUCCAAAAUACUCGCACGCAGAACUGGAAAGCCAAUCUUCGUUAGUAGUUCAAUCAGCUUUGCCAAUGCUGGUAUGGGAGGCACAGUUGAGGAAGAGAUGGAAGGUUUCAAACGUGUUGUCGAAGUCGUCGUGGGUCUGCUGAAUAAGGAGAAAGAGCCAACGAAAUAA
Macroventuria anomochaeta is the source of this 441-nucleotide messenger RNA. RefSeq lists its product as uncharacterized. Bases 1 to 441 code for a protein of 146 amino acids. The record is from RefSeq and is a predicted model, not a curated record. Gene Ontology annotation, biological process: proteasome assembly. The transcript is spliced from 2 exons. Lineage: Eukaryota; Fungi; Ascomycota; Dothideomycetes; Pleosporales; Didymellaceae.